AUGUCGUGGUCACGAGAAGACGACUACGCGGCCUUCAAGGCGGCAGCCAGCUCGUACAACUCGCCUCCCACGCGACCAUGGUCGUUGCUCGUUUGGGAUGUCACGAAUGCACAUCCCGAAGGCAACUGGCGUGUGGAACCCAGUCCAGACUGCCUCCGCAACGAAGCCAAGCUUCGCAUAGUCUUCUCGCCCCUGCACGGUGGCCGGCGGGAUUGGGUUGCUGAUUUCGUAGAGCUCUUUCGCAUUCUCAACGUCCCCAGUGACUUCACCACGGAGCGCACUCAGUCCAUAUGCCACAGCUUUGCCGCGCGCACGGAUCGCCAUGGCACCUGUUCGUGGUUCCAUUUCCUCUUCAAAAACAUCACCGUCAGGCACGAGCCCGGCAAGCUGCCCGAGGUUGACCUACGAAUCCCGGGUCGCUGGCAGCAGGGGGCCGCGAACCUACCCCAGGCAGACUACAGCUGGCUCGUCGCCAGCUUCUUUAUGCGCGUCCACACGCACGGAGGGGUGACCCUCGCCUGUUUUGGUGCCCCGCCGCGGGUGCGCAGGCGGUUCGUGGAGUUUGUCGACGGCGGGGGCUGGGGUGACGUGCAGUCGAACCCAUACGUGCUCUUUGAUGUCCUCCUAGAGGGGCUCUACGCCGAAGUGGACGAGAUGGUGUGGAACAUGAAUACCAUCUUCGGGCCCCUCGAACAUUCUAUUCUCGAGCUCGCGCAUACUAAAGACUAUGAACAGCUUAACUCGCGUCUUUCCUUUGCCGCUCUUCACAACUGUGCCAAGCACAUUAUAUACUUGGGCGAGGGCCUCGAUGCCGCCCUGUUCCUCCUAGACUCCGUUCUAGCGCAUGCGGGUGAUUUCAGCAGAGGCGAAACCACGAAGGGCCUGCCACCUGACGCCGGAAGGGCACGCGCCGAACUCGUCACCCGACAGGUCAAGGAGCGGCUAGGUUACCGGAGGUCCCUCUUCCGGUCGACGCAGCUUCGACACUCCAGCCUCCACAAGCGCAUCGACAACAGCAUUGCGCUGGCCUUUAACGUGGUCACACAAAAGGACUCGAUGGUGGUGACGCGCGACUCGAGCGUCAUGAAGAUGAUUGCCGCCAUCACCAUGGUGUUCCUGCCCACGACAGGGGUUGCCACCGUUGUGGGAUCGCAGCUGCUGGUCUCGGAGUGGCAAAAGGACAGCCAGUCGUGGAGCGUCAUGGCCACGCCGCUCUUCUGGCUGACGUGGUGGAUCACUAUCCCCUUGACCGUGUGCGUGCUCGCCGUGGCAUUUGUGUGGCAGUGGUGGUCUCACAGCGAGCGAGCGCAAGUCCAGACGCGCAGGAUCCUGAAGAAGCCAGCCGACUUCUUUGCCGCAAGGAAAAAGACUGCGUCGACAGGAUAG
This is a messenger RNA of Purpureocillium takamizusanense, 1386 nucleotides long. RefSeq lists its product as uncharacterized. The record is from RefSeq and is a predicted model, not a curated record. NCBI's taxonomy places the organism in Eukaryota, Fungi, Ascomycota, Sordariomycetes, Hypocreales, Ophiocordycipitaceae. The transcript is spliced from 4 exons. The coding region runs from base 1 to 1386 and encodes 461 amino acids.